Messenger RNA from Metarhizium album ARSEF 1941, 2283 nucleotides. Its product is annotated as Zinc finger, C2H2 type domain containing protein. Lineage: Eukaryota; Fungi; Ascomycota; Sordariomycetes; Hypocreales; Clavicipitaceae. The coding region runs from base 1 to 2283 and encodes 760 amino acids. Gene Ontology annotation, biological process: regulation of transcription by RNA polymerase II; DNA-templated transcription. The record is from RefSeq and is a predicted model, not a curated record. Gene Ontology annotation, cellular component: chromatin. The transcript has 3 exons. Gene Ontology annotation, molecular function: zinc ion binding; RNA polymerase II cis-regulatory region sequence-specific DNA binding; DNA-binding transcription factor activity, RNA polymerase II-specific.
AUGAGCGGAGGAUAUAAGCGUGCAAGUCGGAAGGACAACCCCAAGGAAGUAUUCAGGUGUGACAUUGGCGAUUGCGGCCAGAAGUUCGUCCGCCUGGACUUGCUAGCCCGUCACAAGAAACGGCAUACCUCUUCAUAUACGCCCCGGAACAGAGUCCCCAGCUUUGAAAUCGUGAGAGACUACACGGCGCCGUCGAAUGCAGAAAAGGAGAACUGUAGUCGUACUGGUCCCAGCCGUCACUCUUUUGGUCACCACCCCGUUACAAGUGGUCCGCACGAUGCAGCUAUCCUGUUGACACCGGAAUCCAACACCGAUCCCACGCCUACUUCACUGCCGCAUCCCCGUGUGGCAAGUACAAAAAUUCAAUCACAGCCGUCAUGGAGGUCGCGCAUUCACGAGAGAGCGGCUCGUGCAUCCCUUGUUCCACAUGGACAGCAUUUCUUCGGCUCAGAGGCCCCCAGUCUUGGUGAACCAGCCGCCAUAGUGGCAUUUCAGAACGUUGGAUAUGGAAAUGACGACCAGUUGGCGCAGAGCAACUUUGCGGCGUGGCUCUUUGACCCGCAAACAUCAUGUAAUGACAUUAAUGUUGCGAAUCUGCCGUUUCUCGAAGGUGGACUGGAGUCAACAUUCAACAGCAAUAUUCAUUAUGACUACGAAUCACUCGCCAGUCUAUCCCCGAUGGAUUAUGCAAGUCGUCAUAGCGACAUACCUGAUGACUGGAUAACAGAGUCACGUCGACGAGAUUUGCUCUUCUGGUUCCACAUUUUUCGAAAAAAACAACCUAGGUACGAAGGCUCAAUGCCAAACCUGGUCCAAGAAAGUGGCGGCGAUUUGCCGGCUCUCAACCUCGACAUGAUGCGGGACUGCUUAAAAGAGUUUUGGGACGCCGUCUCCCCCAGGCUUCCAAUUGUUCACCAACAUACCUUUUCCCCUAAUCGAUGUCCAAUCUUUCUGCUGCUCGUCAUGAUUUCUCUCGGCGCUGCUUCCCUAAGAAGCCGUGACACAACAGGUCAAUUGAGAGAGUACGGCGCUUUUGCUGAUGUCAUCAUCUGCAGCGUGCGAUGGGAAAUAUUGACUUCAGAAGACUCCUCCCCCCCUGUUAGGCUAUGGGCUGCCCAAGCAUUACUACUUGUUGAGUUGUACGAAAAGCUCUACAGUACAAGACGAUUACACGAACGAGCACACAUAUACCACCCCGCGUUUCUAACAUUACUACGGAGAGGAAGCCCCCUGAUAGGCAGAACAGGUAGUGAAUCUCCAGAAGAACCUGAAGAUGCCCGGCCGGAUCGACCUACACCGACGUCGGGAAUAGUCCUCGACUCCAAAACAUGGUGGAUUCGAUGGGCAAAAACGGAGUCAAUGCAUCGCGUCGUCUUUGCUGCCUUCAUGCUGGACACCAUUCACGCCGCCAUGUUUGGCCAUGCGGCUGACAUGGCAGCCCACGAAAUCCGCCUGCCGCUUCCCUGCGACGACAACCUCUGGACAGCCAGUAGUCCAGAUGUCGUUCGUCAACUUGACGCCAAUUUCCGCAUGUAUGGUGUCAAGCAGGUCUCCUUCCUCGACGGCCUUAAAGCCGCACUUCAUGGGAAAGAAGUCAAGACGCAUUCCUUUGGCCGCAUGAUUGUCAUUUGUGGCCUCCUCAGCUUAGGGUGGCACCUAUCACACCACGAAACACACCUAAAAUGGCUUGAAAUUCGCGGACAGUCUCCCGAAACACACGAUAAUCGGCGCAAGCUGCUUCUCAAUGCCCUUUGCAGCUGGAAAGAAUUCUUCGAUGUUGCCAUGUCCGACUCCGUUACUGACACACCGGAUCACUGGCCAGUACCAAAUGGUCCCAUCAACAGCGCGUCUUUACUUUUCCAUCUUGCACAUAUCAGUCUGCAUGCGGACAUUAUCGACUGCCAAGUAUAUGCAGGUGCUCGGCGACUUCUCGGUCGCAAGGUCUCAACGACAGACUACACCAAUGCCGCCAAGCGUAUGAGUUCAUGGGCGAAGCAAUCAUCUACUCGGCGUGCUAUUUUGCAUGCAUUCAAACUGCUCUACCAUGCCCUCGUAGAUCCCCAUCCUCGAAGAAGGUACACUCCCUAUCCGGACUGCCCGGCUGUCCAAUAUUCUAUUCGGAACGAGAUGGAUCCCCACCGGCCCUGGAUAAUGUAUUACUCGGUCUUGGCAAUUUGGGCAUUCGUCCAGGCGGUCGGCAGACCUCCAGUAUCUGUCUGGGGUGGCAGCCCUACAGGAACUGAACGAGACAACCGUGGCAAGCCUACACGAAGGACUUCCUGA